AGGCAGUCAUGGAAAACGGGAGAAAGCAACUAAGUCCUGAGCAAGAUGCCCUGGAGCACAUAGUUGCUUGCAAAGAUAAACCCUUCUUGGAGGAAAGGGAGAGGUGUGGUCACCUCGGAAGCUAUUGAACCAUCCACCUUUGUUGUUGAAUAUCGGGGGAACAUCUUUGCUCAAAGACAAAGGCCUAAGAAAUGUGGCGAUUCGCUGAACAAUUACUUGUUUGAGUUUUCAUGGAUUGGAACACACUGGUGCAUUGAUGCUUCAGCAGAGGAUGGGACCCUUGGAAGACUUGUGAAUGAUGAUCACAUAAGUCCUAACUGUGAAAUUAAGAAAAUUGUUUAUGAAGGAAAGCCACACUUGUGCCUGUUUGCAGUGAAAAAAAUAUCUGUGGGUGAGGAGAUAACUUACAAUUAUGGGGACUCCUCUUAUCCAUGGCGCUCAGGGGAAUCCUAUGAUGAAUUGAGUUCUUUCAACAUGGAAUCAUGUCCUUCUUCAUUAAAUCCAAAGAAUGAAAUGUUUCAGAGCUCUGAAGCUUCCAGUUCUGAAGAAUCCUGCUUUGAUGAUCAUGAAGAAUGUGAUAUUGGGCCAAGUCUUGAUGAUGACAGUUUUACCAACAUCAAUUGUCAGCUGGAUUUCAGGGACAACUCACCUUUUACAGAAUCAGAUUCCUUUAAAGAGAUGACUGCUUCAUGUACCCAGCAGCAGGAGGAGGAGGAGGGGGAGGCUGCUUUCAGUUCUGAUGAACACAGCUGGGAUGAAGAUGAUGGAACUAGUGAUGCUACACAAAAGUCCGAAGUCUCUGCUUACAACAAUAAGAACUACUGUUAUGUUUGUGGGAAAGGUGUGAUUAAGAGCGCUCGACACCUUUUAACGCAUGCUAAUGAGGAGCCUGAAAUCGCAGAAGUAUUUUCAUUACCAAAACACUCCAAGGAACGAAAACAGUUGCUUGAUGAUUUGCGCAACAGAGGAAAUUACAAACAUAAUCAAGACGUGUUGAGAAAUAACAGUGGAGAGCUGAAACUGCGAAGACGACCAACAUCUACAGGAGUAACCUCUAAAACAUGCACACACUGUCUAUAUUGUAAAGGCAUGUUUCAACGUAAGGAGCUGUGGAGGCAUGUAGCCAAAUGCCCCGCUAAGACACAAAACUCAGCAAAAGGUGGCAAGACUAGAGUCUUAAGUGAGAUUGCACUUGCAGAGUCACCAUUCUCAGAAAAAGUUACAUCUGAUGUGUGGGAGAUGCUUUUGACCAUGAAACCAGAUGAGAUUGGUAUGGCAGUUCAGAAUGAUUAUCUUUUAAUGCAGCUGGCUCAAUAUCUGUCCGAGAAGAGUGGCAAUAAACCAAAUAAACAUGAUGUCAUCAGACAGAAGCUGAGAGAAAUGGGAAGACUCUUGUUAGCGCUGAGAGAAAAAUCAAUAUUUUCCUUUGAGGAGGCUAUCAAACCUGAAAACUUCUACCGAGUUGCUGAGGCUGUCAAAGACAUUGCUGGUUUUGAUGAAAAGAUGCAGUGCUACAAAACACCAAAUCUUGCUUCAAAAAUAGGACAUUCACUCAAAGCAAUAGGCAACAUUGCCCUGGCUGAAGCUGAUGGCAAUGAAGAGAUGAUGAAAGACACAAAGAAAUUCAUGAAAUUGUAUGCAAAACAAUGGACAUCGCUUUUCUACAAAACAGUCCAGGCUUGGCAGAACGGACAAAGAGUAAACAACCCAUCUACCAUACCAUUCACACAUGAUGUGCAGCUUUUCCACAAGUACCUAGAAACAGCAUCAGCUUCUGCCAUUGAAGGCCUGAAGAUGUAUGAAAACACACAGAUCUACAGUGCACUUUGCAGAGUUACACUUGCACAGGCAUCUGUCCUAAACAAAUGUGUUCCUGAAGUUUCAAGAAUGACACUCAAGGCAUUUCAGGAAAGGGAUGAAACUACCAAAGUGUUGUCCAAGAACUUCAUCAGAAUAAAUACCCAAGGCAGGAGUGGCCAAAACGUUGCUGUCUUGUUGACCUCUGAACUUGUCGAUGCAAUAACGUUGCUUGUAAACAAGAGAGAUGCGUGUGGAGUGCACAAACAAAAUCCCUUCUUAUUUGCAAGGCCUAACUCCUCUGCUACAAACUUCUACCACGGAAGGAUCUGCAUCAGAGCCUUUUCAAGCCUGUGUCGUUUGAAGAACCCAGAGUAUUUCAGGUCGAUGCAUCUUUACAAGCACAUUGCAAGAGUGUUCCAGAUUCUCAACCUCGAGAAUGACGAGCUGGAUCACCUUGCUAAAUUGCUGGGCCAUGACAUCCGGGCUGACAGGGACUAUUAUCGGUUGCCAGAGGCAGCUGUUGAACUUGCAAAAAUCGCGAAGCUACUUCUGGCAAUGGAGAAAGGGUCUCUGGAAAGAUUCAAAGGAAACUCUCUUGAGGACAUUGAGAUUGAGGAUGAAUUGGAGUCAGAUGUGGAGCAGAGCAACCCUGAUAACGCAGAUGCUGAGGAGGACAAUGAAGAAUCAGAUUGCUUGCCUCAGCAGAGUGAUGCAGUGGAACAACAGGGGAGUCAACUGAGUCCUGAGCAAGAUGCCCUGGAGCACAUAAUGGCCUGCAGAGACAAACCGUCCCUGGAAGAAAGGUUUAUUGACCCGUCUAAAGGAAGAGGUGUGUUCACCCUUGAAUCCAUUGCACCAUCCACAUUCGUUGUUGAAUAUCGGGGGAACAUUUUCCCUCACCAAGAAACCGAGAACAAGAAAUGUGGUGACACUCUGAAUGGUUACUUCUUUGACUUCUCGUGGAAUGAAAAAAACUGGCGCAUUGAUGCUUCAAUAGAGGACAAGACCCUCGGAAGACUUGUGAACGACGAUCAUAUAAGUCCUAACUGCAAAAUGAAGAAAAUUGUCUGUGAGGGAAAACCACACUUAUGCUUGUUUGCGGUGAAGAAAAUAUCCCCAGGCGAAGAGAUAACUUACAAGUAUGGGGAUUCCUCUUAUCCGUGGCGCUCAGGGGUUAAAGACUCAGCAGUCUGCAGUUCUGCAGAAUCCUGCUGUGAUGAAGAGUACCUACCUGACAGUGGACCAACCAGUGACAACCAGAUGAACAAUUCAGGUUUCACAGAGUCUGGUUGUUCUAAACAGCAGAGCUCAGAUGCUUCAUUCGUGCAGCAGGAGGACAAAGGGAAUGACAGCCCUGAGGGGUCCGACUCUGAUAGUGACUCCUCACACAGUGAUGCUUCAUCACAGUCUGAAGACCCUCACUGCACCAGCAAAAAUUACUGUUAUGUUUGUGGGGAAUCGAAGGCCAAAAUUUCUCGUCACCUUUUCACCCACAAAAAUGAAGAAGCGGAUAUCGCUAAAGCGUUUGCAUUACGUCGAAAAUCCAAGGAACGGAAAAGACUACUGAAUGAGUUACGAAACAGAGGAAAUUUUAAACAUAAUCAGAAGGUUUUGAAGAGUAACCAAGGACCACUGAAAUUGAUAAGAAAAUUAAGCAUUUCCAACACUGAUAAAAAAGAGCUUGCAGUCUGUCUCUAUUGUAAAGGCAUGCAUGUUCGCAGGCACAUGUGGCGACAUUUGCAAAAGUGUCCUGCAAAGAAAUAUACGCAAUCUCCAGUAGUGGUCAAGACUAAAAUCUCAACUAUGGUUGCUGUUGCAGAGUCACCUGACUCCCAGGGACUUUCGUCAGAUUUGAGAAACGUCCUUAAGAAGCUGAAGGAUGAUGAGGUUGCUUCUGUAGUUCGGAAUGAUUCCCACAUACUGCAGCUGGCGCAGUACAUACACCUCUAUAAUGAAGGUAAAACAAAAAACGUUUCACACAUCCAACAGAAACUGAGGGAAAUGGGAAGACUCCUGUUGCAACUGAGAACAAAGUCUAUAUUCAGCUUUGAAGAAGCUAUCAAACCACAAAACUUCAGCAAACUUGCUGAAGCUGUGAAAGAGGUUGCAGGUUUCAGUGAAGAGAUGAAGUCAUGUAACAGACCAAGUGUCUACCGGAAAUUGGGAAUGUCACUGAAGAACCUUGCCAACAUUAAUCUUGCCAGGGCCUUAAAAGAAAAUGCUGAUAAACAGACAAUAGAAGAAGCGGAGACAUUUGUGAAAUUGUGUGCUGAAGAAUGGAUCUACGUCCACUCAUCACAACCAAAUGUGGAUGGCCUGUCAACGAUACCGUUCAUACAGGAUAUUCAGCUCCUCUACCAGUGCAUGGAUAAGACCGCAUCCUCUGCAGUUGAAAGCCUGACGAUGUACGAGAGCCCACCAGUCUAUAUUGCACUUCUCAGAGUCACAGUUGCACAAGUGUCAGUCUACAACAAAUCUGCGCUAGACGUUUCAACAGUAACACUCAAGUCAUUCAAGGAAUGGGAGGAAACUGAGCUUCUUGACAACACUGUUGUCUGCCAGUCACAGUUUGAGCAAAUUCUGUCCAAGCGCUUCAUGAAGGUCAAUGUCAUGAUCAGUGGAGACAAAAAACUAGCAGUUACACUUACACCUGAAGUGCUCAGUGCGAUAAAACUGCUUGUGAGCAAGAGAGAAUCAUGUGAUGUACAUGAAAGUAACCCCUUCUUAUUUGGGAGGCCUGCUGCCAAAUGUAUUGGCUACUUAAAGGGACGCCAGUGUGUCCAGACUUUUGUAGAUCGGUGUAAGGCAAAGAAUCCCGAGCACCUCAGGUCUCUUUUCUUUCAUAAGCACAUUCUGAGAGUGUUCCAGAUUCUCAGCCUCACAAACAACGAACUUGAUCAGCUAAGCAAACUGCUGGGCUGUGAUAUUCGGACGGACAGAGAUUACUAUCAGUCACCAGAGGCAGCUGUCGACAUCGCAAAGAUUUCAGAGCUACUGUCGGCAAUGGAGAAUGGAUCUCUUGAAAGAUUCAAAGGGAAGUCUCUUGAGGAAAUUGAGUUUGCAGACAAAUGGGAGCCAGAGGCGGAGCAGGACAACCCUAAAGUCAGUGAUGCUGAGGAGGGCCAUGAUGAAUCAGAAAGGGGUCGUUCCUCUUCAAACUCUUCUUUUAAGAAAACCAGCAGAGUUCGCCAAGUUUCUUCAAGGAAACGUGGCCGAUCCAAGAAAAGUGAGUCUUCUGAGCUGAAUAAUGAGAAACGUGAUGCAGUGACCACAGAGAAGGAUGACAGGCCAGAUGAAAUGUCUCUGAGCUGUGCUGUCAACACACGAGAGGGAAGACCAUCUCGUAGCAAAGCCAAGGCAUCAAACAUUUGUUUUAGUGAUGAUGACGAUGACAUGAAUGUGGACUUCGACAUGGACUUCGACAUGGACUUCGACACCGAUGAGGAACUUCCUGUCUCUCCUCCAGGUCAUUCCUCUUCGAAACGCUCCUUUUCAGCUUUAAAAAAAACUAGCAGCGUUUGCCAAGUCCCUCCAAGGAAACGUGGCCGACCCAAAAAAACUGAGUCUAAAAAGGCAUCUUCUGAGCUGAAUGAUGAGAAACGUGAUGCAGUGAACACAGAGAAGGAUGACAAGCCAGAGGAAAUGUCUCUGAGCUUUGAUGUCAACACACGAGAGGAAAGACCAUCUUGUAGCAAGGACAACGCAUCAAACAUUUGUUUUAGUGAUGAUGACGAAGACAUGAACGUGGACUUUGACAUGGACAUAGACACCGAUGAUGACAUGGACAGAAAUCCGGAAAAUUAUAGCGGCAGUGAUACAAACAGCCCAGCAGCAACACCUGUGAUAAAAGAUGUCACGAAGAAGAGGGACAGUCACAGCGGUGAUAAGAAGAAAGACAGUUCUUCCAAGUCUGCCCCAGAUAUGGACCUUGAAGGGAGCAUGGACAGCGAUGCAGAGAAAGAAAAUCAAAAGAAAGGAGGGGAAGAAAGUAACUUGAUGGAUGUGGAUUGCAGGUAUUCAUCUGCCACCUUAAAUACAGUAAAGAAGAGCAAAUUGUUGGCUGCACUGGCUGGUACGAAACAAUUGAAGAUAUUAAUCCCAAAACUGGACAUAGAGAAGUUGCAGUCUCCAGUCCACAUGUACCAGUUACCACCCUGUAACUCUGUUGAGAGGCCAGUCGGAUAUCCACCAAUCCAAGACAACGACAACGAGCCUAUCCCUGAAAAGGACAUACGGAUGAACUGCUCCCACUGCAAGAAGAGCAUGCUGAAGGGCCAAACAGCUUUCCAGAAGAAGGGAUUCACGGAUGUCUUCUGCACAAAAAGCUGCCUGUUUCAAAUGUUUCCCAUCAACAAAAGAGCUGUCAAGACAUGUCAUUACUGCCUCAAGGAGAUGACAGAGCUUUCGGACCUCAUCAUGGCUGCAGUGGACAAAAAGGGAACUAUGAAGGAUUUCUGCAGUCCAGCGUGCCUUCUCUCUUUCAAGUCCAACCCUGAGUCCACCCAGACACCGCAGUCAAUCUGCUGCCAGUGUUACAAAACCUGCACUAGCACAUGUGAGCUCACCCUGGACGAGUCUGUCUACAAGUUUUGCAACUUUGCCUGCUUGGAAGUUUUCCGCAGUUACAACAUGACCGUCUGUGAGAACUGCAACACCUACUGCCACAGGAAACCGCUUGUCCUGAAGAUGGAGGAGGGCACCAAAACCAUCUGCAGCGACAAAUGCCUGGACGAGUUCAAAGAGAAUAUCAACACACCUCACAAGUGUACCAUGUGCAACACAUGUCAACCGGUCUCCAACAUGAUUGCCCACAAAAAUGAUGACGACACUGUGGAACUCUUCUGCUCUCGAACCUGUGUGACGUCCUACAAGCUACGGCCUGUAACUGUUUACAAGCUUCAAGGAAAGGCUCGGAUGAAGAAGUGGCGUAAAGGCACACAAUCAAAUGAAAAAACAAAUACUGAGGAUGGACAGGUGGGCUCAGACCAAAACGAUGUGUCUCCAGCUGCAAACUCAGCGAACAUGCCAACAUUAACCAUCGCAGACUCAUGUAUUCUUUGUUGCCACUGCGGAAAGAGUCUGCCGAGAGGACAGACACUUUACCAGCCGAGAAACUCACAAGAGGUUUUUUGCUCUGCCUCCUGCCUCUCUGUAAGGCAUCCCCACAUCAACUUAGCCACCAAAAGCUGCUACAACUGCUGUCAGGUGAUAAUGCGACCUCACAAUAUCAUCCUGGCUCCGGUGGAUGAUUCAGGAACUAUAAAGGAGUUGUGCAGUUCGACUUGCCUCGCUUUUGUCCAAUCCAAAAUUAAAAUGGCUGCUCCAAAACUUCCACCGAAGGAAGGACCUCGGGCAGAGUGCCGGAUGUGUGGAAGAUACUGCAAGUGCAAAUACAAGCUGACCAUCAAUGAUACGCUCUACCGAGUGUGCGGCGACGCAUGCUUCAUCAAGUAUCACGAAGUCAACAACUUGCCUUUGUUUACCUGCGACAUCUGCAACACCCUCGAUAUCAAUGUUGACAAACGGCUCUUGUUGGUGACAGAAGACGGCGAUAAAACGAUCUGCAGUGAAGAAUGUCUGGUCAAGUUCAAAGAGGAAGUCAAGUCAUCUCAGUUGUGCACCAUGUGCCAGACGUCCCAUCGGUUGUCAGAUAUGGUCGAAAACAAAAACGACGAGGGCAAGUUGAACUUCUUCUGCAGCAUCCGAUGCAUGAUGGUAUACAAGGCCCAGUCGCUCACUGAGUCAGGGACGAAAAGCCCAUCAUCGGAAGAGAAUGACAUCAGAGAAGUAAAGCCAUUAGUACCAAAGUUGGAGUUUAUAAAAGAAGAGCCCAUUGAUGAGGAGUACAACCAGAAUCUCCCAUCCUCUGUAUCUAUAGCAGACAUCAAGGAUGAGCCAAAUAUGAAAAAGGAGGACUUAAAGAUCGGCUCAGUCUUCUCCUUGACGGACAGCUGCACAUCUGCUGCUCCCACUCUCACCCACAUGGAUCUGCCUGCAUCAUGCUCCUCCUGCGAAAAGGUCCUGAUGGAUGGAAAGACUGUGUACCAGAGGAAAAGCCACGCAGACAUCUUCUGCUCCAGCUCCUGCCUCUUACAGUUUUAUCAAAUGACACCAGUGAAGAAGACUUGCCACUUCUGCCUUCAGGUGAUCACAGCGCCUCAGGACAUCCUCCAGGCCCCAGUGGAUAAUGAGGGCCAGAUAAAGGACUUCUGCAGCCAGACCUGCUUCUCCUCCUUCAACUACAAGAGAAUUGUAUCCACCAGAAUACCCAUCGUGCCGCUCCCGUCACAGUCACAAUGCAGCAUGUGCAGCAGAUACUGCAUUAGCAAACAUGAGGUCAUACAGGAGGACACCGUCUACAAAAUCUGCAGUGAACCCUGCUUCCUCCGUUUCCGCAAUCUGUCCAUCUGCAAGAACUGUAACGCCCGUUGCAACACACCACUGACGCUCAAGAUGGAUGACGACAGCAAAACAUUUUGUAGUGCAGAGUGUCUGGAACAUUUCAAACAUGAAAUCACAGCGCCACAGCCCUGCUCCAUGUGCAACACAUCCUGUCUGAUGUCGGACAUGGUGGAAAACAAAAGCAGUGAGGAUGUGGUGGAACUCUUCUGCUCCAGCAGUUGUCUGACGGCGUCUAAGAUUCAGGCGGUCAGCGCGUCAGGCACUGAAUUGAAUUGUGAUAACUGCAGUAAGACUACAGUGCCCGCCUGCCACCUCGCCAUGUCAGAUGCCUCCAUCAAAAAUUUCUGCGCGCUAAACUGUGCCAUGGUUUUUAAGGAGACUCACAUGAAUGAUGCAACUAGCCCCACAGGGGCCCACGACCAAACACAGUGUGAUUCCCAAAAAACACCAGAGAAACUGCCAUGCGCACAGUGUCGCCGCAUCAUAAAAACUGCUCCCCAAGUCGUCCAGAAAAAGUCUGUUGCCUUGGAGACGCUUCAGAACUUGGACAGCAAUGACUCUGAUGGAGGGGAUCUGUCAGAGGGGGAAAGUGACAGCGACCAUUCAUGGGUGAAUGAAAACACUUCAUCAUCAUCAGAGAGUGAUUCAGAGUUCAUACCGAGAAAAAAGAGGCGGCUUUCAUUGGAGACUAAGGAUCCAGAUGUUCAGUUAACGGCUAAAGCACCAGAUCUUCCAGAAAAAGUAUCUGCUCCUGAUCCAACCGGUGUGCUCAGCCUGCCCUUGGAGUCAUCUGGGCUGGAGGCAGCUGUGGAAAAGGGGCAGGAUGGGACGGUGUGGACCGUCGUUCAGCCAUCUGAACAUUCAGGGAGAAGGCAGAGUGAAAAUGUUCUGACUGAAGCUGCCGGCCCCACAGCACAUGCAAAGGGCGCUAUUGAAGAUGCAGUCACAGCAUUCUUGUGUGUAUUUGAUGACAGCAUGCUGAAGCACAUUAGGGACUGCACUGUGGCAGAGGCACAUCGCCACUAUGGUGACAGCUCAUGGGACCUGACAGUUGCUGAGCUGAAAGCCUUCAUCGCCUUGCUAUACAUCCGAGGAGCACAGGGUGCAAAACACAUGGACAGCCUGUGGUCGGAAAAAUUGGGCUUUCUGUUUUACAAGGAAACCAUGGCCAGAAACCGCUUUAGGGACAUAAUGAAGUUCCUGCGGUUUGAUAGGAAGGAGACUCGACAUGUGCGUCUGCAGAACGACAAGUUUGCCCUGGUGUCGGCCACUUGGAACAAGUUUGUUCAGAAUUGCACAGCGUGCUACGAGCCUGGUGUCGACAUCACAAUAGAUGAACAGCUUUUCCCCACUAAGGCCCGCUGCAAAUUUAUUCAGUACAUGGAGAACAAGCCUGAAAAAUUUGGCAUCAAAUUUUGGCUAGCUGUGGAUGGCCAAACAAAAUACAUGCUGAGCGGGGCUCCGUUUCUGGGAAGGGAGGAGCCGCAGAGCAGAGGUCAGCUCACGGGAGAGAGUGUAGUACUGAAACUGGCAGAGCCCUUCUUUGGGAAGGGAAGAAAUAUUACAACUGGUAAUUCCUUCACUUCUCUGAAACUGGCCACCACCUUACAGGCCAAGAGGACCAGCCUGAUUGGUACCCUGAAGAAAACAAAGUGCGAGUUGCCCCCCUCUGUGAAAGAGCGAGCGGUGCUGUUCAGUACAAAGGUGCUGAAUUGUGGUGAUGCGACACUCACCGUUUACCAGGGAAAGCGCAAGAAGAAUGUGUGUAUUCUCAGCACCGUGCACACAAGUGUGAGCAUCACCAAUGGGCCGAAGGCAAAGCCAGAGUCUGUGACGUACUUAAGUAACACAAAGUACGGCGUGGACAUUCUGAAUCAGAACGCAAAGAUGUACUCUGUGAAAGGCGGCACAGGUAGAUGGCCUGUGGCCGUAUUCUAUAAUAUCCUGGACCUGGCUGGGAUCAACGCCCACAUCCUUUUCAAAGAAUGCACCGGCAGCAGAAUAAACCGGAGGAAGUUCCUGCAUCAACUGGCUGAGGAGCUGAGAGCCGACUUCAUGGAUGAGAAAAGGGCAGCGUUGAUGUCCACACCAAGCACCAGUCAGCCGCAGACACCAAAACGGAGACAGUGCCAAGUUCGGAAUAGGUGCAACCAGAAUAAAACACAUGACUGCUGCCGCCUGUGUCACAAACCUGUGUGUGGAAACUGUGCAGGGAGGAAAGAGGUCACGUGUGUUAACUGUGACGGCAAAAUGAAUUUCGUCUGCAGCCCGGCCUGUGCUCAAGAGUUUAAGAGAGUGAACAACAUUAUUGGCGAGUGUGAAUACUGUAAGAUGGAAAAGAUCAUCGGAGACGCCAAGAGAGUCAACAACAAAGACUGCUACUUCUGUAGUGACAGCUGCAGGAUGCUCUUUGAAGAUAAUCUUGAAAAGAAGUGGGGGAAAUACUGUCGCUCGUGUGCUUACUGCCUCUCCAUCUCCGAGGCGGUGGUGACAGCAUCCUACGAAAAAAAGACCAUGGAGUUCUGCUCUGAAGACUGCAACUUAAAUUACAAAAUGCUCCACUGCCGUGUUGCCAGCUGUGCCACCUGCAGUCGCAAAAGGAAACUAAAGCAGAGUCUUUCCAUGCUGGGGGAGGUCAAACACUUCUGUGAUAUGAAAUGUCUGCUUCUCUUCUGCAACAAAAAAGGACAAAUGGUCAACACAGGUGCAGCUGAGUCCUCUCCUGUCAUCGCUAACGUUAUUUCACUCGCUGGUGUUUUGAAACGGCAUCGCAGCGCUUCAACCGACACUUCACAGCAUGAUUUGGUCUCUGACAUUCAAACAAAGGUUGUUGGGCAUGCCAGUGUCCAAACUGUCCCAAAGGAACUGAAGAACAAGUCCAUGCUCUGCACACCGUUAGUCCACAACAAGGGAGUCUCGUGUGCAACACAGACAGUCGAUGCAGAGGCUCAAACAGAUGUCUUUGUACCUAAAGUCAUAACCCUGCCUGUGCCGGUUCCGGUCUACAUUCCUGUGCCGAUGAACAUGUACAGCCAGUACACACCCAAACCCGUCGGCCUGCCCUUACCGCUGCCUGUGCCCGUGCUCGUCCCUGUGAUGCUGGACAACUCAGACUCAACAAUAAAAUCCAUGAGGGAGAAGCUUCCCCCUGACAGCUUUGAGGGCGAGCUCAGCUCCGAAGUAGAAAGUCAAGACACUCAUGUCCUCAAAGACCUCACCAGUCACUGCAGUGAUGACCUGGAUAGGUUAAACAACCAGGAGGACUCCUUCUCUGACACCAGACUCGGGUCGCUCAGUCGACCACAUACCCACAAGGAACCCCUUCUGAACUUCGAUAUGGACCAUCCAGCUCCUCCUCCUCCUGAUCUCACGAUGGAGAUGAAGGAGAAUCCCCUGAGCUCACUGAGCCCUGUGCCGGCCCAUCCGCUACUACAAGAAACUGUCGUAAAAGUCCACAAUAAGAAUAAGGGUCGUAAGCUGCAACAGUCGCCUCAGGAGGAUAAAGAGCGAACAUCUCAUAGAAACUUUUCAGAGGCUGUGACCAGCGGGUACCGCAAACUGAACAGUCAGUACGGGAUCGAUGCCUGGAGGAGAUGGAUACGGUGGAGGGAAUCACAAACAAACCCGGACCUGGUUUCUCCAGGUGACGCAGCCUUAAAAGAAGACAUUCUUCGCUGCUCUGCGGCUGAGCUGAGCCAAGGCCUCUGUCGUUUCAUCACUGAGGUGAAACGACCUGACGGGGAGCAGUACACCCCCGACAGCCUGUUCUACCUCUGCCUCAGCAUACAACAGUAUCUGUUUAAGAACGGUCGAAUGGAGAACAUAUUCAGUGAUCUGACCUACAGCAAGUUCUUGACAGUUUUCACUAAGAUCCUGCAAGAUUUCAAACCUCCAGUCGCAGCCAGUGGUAAUAUCCAUUUCUGUGUUGAGGAGGAGUUUCUGUGGGACUGUAAACAGCUGGGGGCGUACUCCCCCAUCGUCCUCCUCAACACUCUGCUCUUCUUUUGCUGCAAGUACUUCCACUUCACCACGGUGGAGCAGCAUCGCCAGCUGUCCUUCGCCCAUGUCGUGCACUACACCAAAACCAACCAGGACAACACCGAGACCACCUUCCUGCGCUUCUACCUGCCCUCUACAAAUGAGGCAGAUUCAGACGGUGUCCCGGCCAAGAAACGAAGAAAAAAUGAGAGUGAAGAGGAAAUCCUGGAGAUGAAGGAAAACACAAAGAACCCUCUUCGCUGUCCGGUCAGACUCUACGAGUUCUACGUCUCCAAGUGCCCAAAGUCGGUGAGGCGGCGCUCUGAUCUGUUCUACCUUCAGCCCGAUCGCUUCUGCCUCCCCAACAGCCUUGUGUGGUUCUCCUCCACACCUCUGGAUGACGGCACCAUGGAGGCCAUGCUCAUACGAACCCUCACCAUCAGAGAGCUGUGGAGGGAGGAUAGAAGUGGUACAGACCAACAGACGACAGGCGACAGGCAACCUUUUAUACCUGAUGAGGGGGAUUCAGAAUGAUGAAGGCAGGUUGGAUCACCAGAGACAUUUUUUGACAUUGUUUUUGGAGGAA
This is a messenger RNA of Scomber japonicus (chub mackerel), 12766 nucleotides long. RefSeq lists its product as uncharacterized. The coding region runs from base 475 to 12714 and encodes 4079 amino acids. Lineage: Eukaryota; Metazoa; Chordata; Actinopteri; Scombriformes; Scombridae. The transcript has 48 exons. The record is from RefSeq and is a predicted model, not a curated record. Gene Ontology annotation, molecular function: zinc ion binding; protein binding; DNA binding.